AUGAUUGGCAAUAAUAUAGCAGAACACUUGAAAUGGGUGGAAUUUAAUAAGCCCCAGAUACCUAAUCCAAAGAUCAUUGGCAUCUUGGCGAGUAUGGGUUCUGAUCUGGGUAUGAAUAAUAUAACUAGGAAGUCUAAUGGAUCGGGUCCACUUAUCAUAAAUUCAUCGGUUGAUUUGCAACUGACUGUUCCAAGAUCUAGUACUACUAGCGUCGCCAUAAACAUACGAUCGCCAUCGGAUCAGCCAUUGCAACAAUCUACUCAGACAAACAACGAUAAUGGGACACUGGCAACGCCAGGUAUAAGGCAGGAAGUAAUCAGAAGUCGUGUUAGUAGAGAAUCUACAGUUGACAGUGCAAACAGGAGUGUUAACCAUGAGAGCUUGCAAUCAGAUAGGAAGCUCAAUACCGUCAAAAGCAACAAUUGGAAUGCAAAUCAUAAUAGCGACAAAGAAAAAGAUAACGACGAUGUAAUAGACCUCACCAUGGAGACUCCUAGAAGUCAAAAAAAACAGAAGUUGAAUCCAGAUAAUCAGGGGUUGCUUCAGCAGGCAUACAUACGAAUUUGUGAAGACAAGAUAGCACUUUUAAUGGAAAGAUAUACCACUAUUGAAUCUACUUCAAUCUCACUUGAUGAUAAAAAGAACUACCUAAAGAAAACAUUUGAACCUAAAUUCAAACAUAUUAACGAGAAUCAAGCUAGCUUGAGAAGUAGACUACUGUUUUUGAAGAACGAUUUGCAACGCCAUGAUAAUACACCUAACCUUAAUGAAUCUAAUGAAAUUCCUAAUUUUGAUUCAGACAGGAUUUCUGAUUCACCAAAGGAUAUAAAUGCAAUCGAUAAAAUUGACUUUUGCUCUCAAUUCUCAGAGAUCAAUCAAAGUAGCAUUGCGAAAGCUAUGAAUACCCGGGAAAAUUUAGAACCUUCAAACAAUGAAGAAAAUGAGGUUCAUUUAGUUCAUGAAUCUUCUUCGCCAUCGAGGUAUGCUGAAAAUUUGAACGAGGCAAGACAGCUUGUUAUGCAAUCUAAUUUGAGGAACAAGCUGGAUCCUCCUAAAAUAAGUUAUAAUAGCGAGAGUGAGGAUGAUGAGGAUAAUUUUGGAAAUAAUACUAUGGAUGGCUUACGAACGCCUAGCCAAGAACGAAAUGAUGAGUAUGACCUUGGCAGUUUUAUCGAAUUUGAACAAGAAAAUUUGGACAAUGAAUCUGUUGAUGAAUCUUACGUCGAGUCUCAAAGAAACAAGCAUGAGUCAGACCAUUCUGAUAACUACACCGAACAUGACAGCGAUGGUGAGAUUGACAAUAUUAGAUUAAGUUCAGAUGUAGCUGAGAAUUUUGGCAUAAAAUACAAUGAUUUGCCUAAUUCCGAAAUUGAUCUCAUCUCAAACAUCGACAAUAAUAGUGAUAUUAUCGAUGAAAAUGGUGAUGAUGAUGAAGUCGAAGAAAUAGAGGAUUUUACAACUCAAUUAAAUCAAGAAAGAGAAUUAAAUAAUACCGAAGAUGUAAUUGAAAUAAGCUCUGACGAUGAAGACUUCGAUGUAUUUGUUAAACCUUCAGCAAAUACAAAUACACUAGUGGAAACGAAACCAAACCCGCUUAUUAUGUCUAAGUCUCCACUCACAGAAAACAGUAUAGCGAUGAACUUACCAUCCCAGCAUUUAGAUAGUGAUAUUGAUUUUAGCGACGAUGAAGAUGAAUUAAUCAAUAUUUUGAAUAACCAUAAACCAAAUAAGGAAAACAUUCCUCCCAACUCAGAAGCAUUUAUCAAAGAGGUUUAUAGUAAAUUAAAUUCUGUAUUUAAACUUUCGGGCUUUAGGCCUAAUCAAUUAGAAGCUAUAAGUUCAACUUUGAAUGGAAAAGAUGUGUUUGUGCUUAUGCCUACUGGAGGAGGUAAAUCAUUAUGUUAUCAAUUACCGGCCUUGAUAAAAACAGGUAAGACUCGGGGUACCACAAUCGUGGUAUCGCCGCUAAUAUCUUUAAUGCAAGAUCAGGUUCAGCAUCUAUUGAACAAAAAUAUUAAGGCAGGAAUGAUAAGUUCAAAAGGCUCUGCAUCAGAACGGAAAUUGAUACUUGAAUCAUUUAGGAAUGGUCAAUUAGAUUUGGUAUACUUAUCUCCUGAAAUGAUCAAUGCAUCACAACAUAUCCAAAGAAUCAUAACAAAGCUUUACGAUAUGAAUAAGUUAGCUAGAGUUGUUGUUGAUGAAGCUCACUGUGUGAGUUCUUGGGGGCAUGACUUUAGACCUGACUACAAAGGUAUGAAUUACUUUAAGCACAAUUACCCUAAGGUACCUAUUAUGGCACUAACUGCAACUGCGAAUGAAAAAGUUAGAAUGGAUAUUAUUCACCAUCUUAAAAUGGGUGAUCCAAUAUUAUUGAAGCAAAGUUUCAAUAGAAUAAACUUGUUUUACGAAAUUAAAUGGAAGACAUCAAAUACUUUAGAAUGGAUAAAAAAUUAUAUCUUGACUAAGCAAAUGAAUAAAACGGGUAUUAUAUAUUGCCAUUCAAAACAGUCCUGUGAGCAAACUUCUGAAAAACUAAAUGAAUGGGGAGUAAACGCUUCGUACUACCAUGCGGGACUCUCGCCUACUGACAGGUUUGAAAUCCAAAACAAAUGGCAGCAAAAUAAACUACAAAUUAUAUGUGCAACAAUUGCUUUUGGUAUGGGUAUUGAUAAGCCUGACGUUCGAUAUGUUAUCCAUUUGUUUAUUCCUAGAACUCUAGAAGGAUAUUAUCAAGAAACAGGGAGAGCUGGUAGAGAUGGAGCUUACUCUGAAUGUAUAAUGUUUUAUUCGUAUAAGGAUGCCAGAUCGUUGCAGAAUAUGAUUCAGCGAGACGAAGAAUUAGAUCGAGAGGGUAAAGAAAAUCAUUUAGCAAAGUUGAGGCAGGUUGUUCAAUACUGUGAAAACACUACGGAUUGCCGGAGAAAACAAGUUUUGCACUAUUUUAAUGAGCAGUUUAACCCAAAAACGUGCGAUAAGAAGUGUGACAACUGCAUUAAUUCAAGUAAUAUUACUAUCGUCGAAAAAGACGUUACAGGGUACGCAAAAGAUAUAUUAAAAUUGGUAAAGUCAAUUCAGGAUGACAGAGUCACUGUUUUGCACUGCCAGGAUGUAUUUAAGGGUUCAAACAAUAGCAAGAUCAUGAAAUUUGGGCAUAAUCUCAAUCCAUACCAUGGUAAAGGUAGAGUACUUGAUAAAACCGAUGUUGAAAGAAUAUUUUUCUACUUAUUAAGUGAAGGUUGUCUCUGUGAAUAUCAAAUUAUGAAAGGAGGUUUUGCUUCGAACUAUGUUAGACUAGAUAAGCAGGCGGAAUCUGUAUUAAACGAUAGAAAAUUUAUUAAGAUAAAUUUCAGUUCUCAAAGUAAACAAAGGUCUAUAGGUACUACAUCUAAUGGAAGUACGAAUCCCACAAAUGGAGGUACCAAUCCCACAAAUGGCAUUCAGUUCCAAUCAUUUGUCAGUGCGUCGCGUAUACAAAUCCCUUCCAUUCCUGGCUUUGCUGGUGCUGGGGGACAUGAUAACGAGUAUAUCAGGCAUUCUUUAAAUGAAUUGAAUAAUAUGAGGAUGCAAGUAAUGGUCGACUUGGGCUUGGGUUCGGCAGAAAGCGUACUAAGUGAUGCAACAUUGACAGACAUGGCCCAUAAAUUGCCUACUAACAAGCGCGAUUUUGGUAAAUUGACUAAUAUCACUAAGGAACAAUUAAAUUACUUCCCGCAGUUCAAAAAAUUACUAGGUAGCUUGUCGAAAGAACGGAAAAAUCAAGUAUCGGGCUCGUCAUCUAGCACUACAUCUCCAUACUUUGGAAAUCAGCCAGAUUUUAAUGAUCCUAGCACAUGGAGAAGCAUAUAUUCUCAGACCGAGAAUUCAACUGCAUACGUAAAUAUCAAAAAUAAAUAUAGCAGAGGUAACAAAAAGUUGAGUCAAUCGAGCCAAAGAGGCUACAAAAGUCAAAGGGGCCGUACCCAAAAGACUCAGCGAAGUCAAAGGAGCCAAAGGAGCCAGCGUGUAUCUAAACCGAAGCCAACCCAGAAAAACACCACAAGAGGCAUGCCUUUAUAA
Debaryomyces fabryi is the source of this 4056-nucleotide messenger RNA. It is a transcript of the gene SGS1, whose product is annotated as ATP-dependent DNA helicase. Bases 1 to 4056 code for a protein of 1351 amino acids. Gene Ontology annotation, biological process: double-strand break repair via homologous recombination; DNA replication. Lineage: Eukaryota; Fungi; Ascomycota; Pichiomycetes; Serinales; Debaryomycetaceae. Gene Ontology annotation, molecular function: 3'-5' DNA helicase activity; four-way junction helicase activity; nucleic acid binding. The record is from RefSeq and is a predicted model, not a curated record. Gene Ontology annotation, cellular component: chromosome; RecQ family helicase-topoisomerase III complex; cytoplasm. The transcript has a single exon.